AGCACCUUGCCCGCUUCCAAGAUGGCGGAGUGACGGUUAUUAUCUAAUGUCAGGUGGUGAGCGAGUUGAAAGGCGACGGCGGAGAAGGAGGAGGGUCUCCUCGGCGCCGGGAAGAUGGCAGAAAGCGAGCGGCAGACCGAGAGGUGUGAAAGGGAGAAGGACGUCUGCGUAGAACAAGUUGAGCCGCUCAGAUUCCAAGAGCAGCAGGGCACAAAAGAAUCCCCUGAGGAGGCAGUGCCUCUACCCUGCCAAAACUUCAUAGUCCCCAAAAAGGAAAUCAACAUGGUUCCUGACAUGGCAAAAUGGAAACGUUCUCAGGCAUAUGCAGAUUAUAUGGGCUUCAUCCUCACCCUGAAUGAGGGCAUUAAAGGCAAGAAACUGACUUGUGAAUACAAAGUCUCUGAGCCUAUCGAAAAACUGGUUGAUCUCCUCAACACGCUUGACAGGUGGAUUGAUGAGACCCCACCGGUGGACCAGCCAUCCCGCUUUGGCAACAAGGCCUUCCGGACGUGGUACGCCAAGCUAGACCAGGGAGCAGAGAAUCUGGUUGCCACUGUGAUUCCCAAAGAAUUGGCAGGAGCUGUUCCUGAGGUGGCUGUGUAUCUGAAAGAAUCAGUUGGGAACUCUACACGCAUUGACUACGGGACAGGCCACGAAGCAGCAUUUGCCGCAUUCCUCUGUUGCCUUUGCAAGAUUGGUGUUCUCCGAGUGGACGACCAGCUGGCCAUUGUCUUCAAAAUAUUCAACAGGUACUUGGAGGUCAUGCGAAAACUCCAAAAAACCUAUCGGAUGGAACCAGCCGGCAGCCAAGGAGUCUGGGGUCUAGAUGACUUUCAGUUCCUGCCUUUCAUAUGGGGCAGCUCACAGCUGAUAGAUCACCCAAAUCUUGAGCCUCGACAUUUUGUCGAUGAGAAGGUGGUGAAUGAAAACCAUAAGGAUUACAUGUUUCUUGAGUGCAUCCAGUUCAUUACAGAGAUGAAGACGGGUCCAUUUGCGGAGCACUCCAACCAGCUGUGGAACAUCAGUGCUGUCCCUUCUUGGUCCAAAGUCAACCAAGGCCUGAUCCGCAUGUACAAAGCUGAAUGUCUGGAAAAGUUCCCUGUGAUCCAGCACUUCAAGUUUGGCAGCCUGCUUCCCAUCCAUCCUGUCGCCUCUUAAGAAGAAGGUUUCCGUUUUGCGGAGAGGGAGACGCCGGAGUGAGUGGGGUGCAGUCGGAGCCCCUUUUCCUGUUCACCCCGAAUCCCUCUGGCUCUUGAGCGUGUUCAUUCGUUUGUGGGGCAGAAGAGACGAAAGAAGUCUUUCUGAAGCACUUGAAAGGCCUCCCGUCGAAGAAGGGAAGGGAAGAAGGGAAAAGCCAACACCCAAAACCCAUCUCAAAUGCAAGAGCUAGACUUGACUCUGGACCACAUCCUUCUCCCCCUGCACCGAACCCACCCUUUGCUCUGGCAUAUCCGGCACACUUGCUUUUCUUCCUUCUUUUUAAUUUAAAGGGAAAAAAGGCCUGCUGUACCCUGAUCUGAGGAAAUACAAGUGCAUUAGAUGGAGGGGUUUGAGAUCUGA
This is a messenger RNA of Sceloporus undulatus (fence lizard), 1560 nucleotides long. RefSeq names its product protein phosphatase 2 phosphatase activator (gene PTPA). Gene Ontology annotation, molecular function: protein tyrosine phosphatase activator activity; peptidyl-prolyl cis-trans isomerase activity. The transcript is spliced from 11 exons. Gene Ontology annotation, cellular component: protein phosphatase type 2A complex; nucleus; cytoplasm. Gene Ontology annotation, biological process: mitotic spindle organization. The coding region runs from base 115 to 1158 and encodes 347 amino acids. NCBI's taxonomy places the organism in Eukaryota, Metazoa, Chordata, Lepidosauria, Squamata, Phrynosomatidae. The record is from RefSeq and is a predicted model, not a curated record.